Messenger RNA from Myxocyprinus asiaticus (Chinese sucker), 3632 nucleotides. Its product is annotated as calponin-3-like. The transcript is spliced from 7 exons. The record is from RefSeq and is a predicted model, not a curated record. NCBI's taxonomy places the organism in Eukaryota, Metazoa, Chordata, Actinopteri, Cypriniformes, Catostomidae. Gene Ontology annotation, biological process: actomyosin structure organization. Gene Ontology annotation, molecular function: actin binding. Bases 152 to 1147 code for a protein of 331 amino acids.
UUAUAUUUGACUUGCCUGAACACACGGUUUUGUUGGCUUUAUCUUAAGUUGUGCAAAGGAUUUUCUCACCAGAAUCAGAGAAAACAAGGAGUUAGGAGUUGGAAGGUUUCAGAUCGAUUCUUUAGUGCAAAUCGACGUGAAAUUAUAGACAAUGACUCAGUUUAACAAGGGCCCUGCAUAUGGUUUAUCUGCUGAAGUGAGAAGUAAGAUCGCUCAGAAGUAUGACCUGCAGAAGGAAGAGGAGUUAAGAUACUGGAUCGAGGAUGUAACUGGCAUGCCAAUCGGCGAAAACUUCCAAAUGGGUUUGAAGGAUGGUGUCAUACUUUGCGAGCUAAUAAAUAAACUCCAGCCAGGCUCUGUUAAGAAAAUCAACAACUCCAAACUUAAUUGGCACAAGCUUGAGAACUUGGGCAACUUCAUCAAAGCCAUUCUUGUGUAUGGCCUGAAGCCUAAUGACAUCUUUGAGGCUAAUGAUCUGUUUGAGAAUGGCAACAUGACUCAAGUCCAGACCACACUCCUCGCCCUGGCCAGCAUGGCAAAAACCAAAGGUAUGGAUACAAAGGUGGACAUUGGUGUGAAGUAUGCAGACAAGCAAACCCGUAACUUUGAUAAUGAGAAAAUGAAGGCUGGUCAGUGUGUGAUUGGACUGCAGAUGGGUACAAAUAAGUGUGCUAGUCAGGCUGGGAUGACCUCUUAUGGCACCAGGAGACACUUGUAUGACCCAAAGACUCAAACAGACAAACCAUUUGACCAAACCACAAUCAGCUUGCAGAUGGGUACUAAUAAAGGAGCAAGCCAGGCUGGCAUGGCGGCCCCCGGCACCAGGAGGGAUAUUUUUGACCAGAAAGUGGCUAUCCAGCCUCUGGACAACUCUACAAUCUCACUGCAGAUGGGCACCAACAAGGUGGCCUCUCAAAAGGGCAUGAGCGUGUACGGGCUUGGCAGGCAAGUGUAUGACCCCAAAUACUGCGCCUCCCCCACUGAACCAAUCAUCCACAGCAAUGGCAGCCAGGGCACCGGCACCAACGGCUCGGAGAUCAGCGAAAGCGACUACCAGGCGGAAUACCAAGGUGAUUAUCAUGAUGAAUACCAGGCAGACUACCACGAUCAGUACAGAGCCCAGUAUGACCACGGCAUUGACUAUUAAACUGCUGGGUCAAGCGUACAGCAGAGAUAAAUAUUUUUGGAUCCUUGCAUCAACAGAGUGAGGCAUUGUUUUUUUUCCCUCGCUGGCCUUUUUUUUAAAAAAAAAAAGUAUUUUUUAAGACAAAACAAAAUGAUGUUAAAAGAAGAGUCUUUCCUGUAUCAUAAUUCCUCUAUUGAUUAUACAGUAUUUUAUUUGACAACAGACUGUAGAGUUUUUUUUUGUUUUUUUUUGUUUUUUUAAACGAUUGUUUUUAAAAGUUGAGAUGGGUAAGAGGAGCAGUAUUAUUAUUCAUCAAGUCAAUCAUGGCACCUUAAAGUAAUGGUUCACCCAAAAAUGUUUGUUUUGUCAUCAUUUACUCACCUCAUGAUGUUCCAAAGCUGUAUGACUUUGUUUUCUGUGGAACACAAAGAUGAUGAAUGUUAGCCUCGGUCACCAUUCACUUUUAUUGUUUUGGGAAAAGAUGCAAUGAAAGAGAAUGGUGACUGAGGCUAACAUUCUGCCUAAAAUAUCUAAUUUUGUGUUUAGUUGAUAAAAUCGAAAGACAUACAGUACUGGAACAAUAUGAGGGUGAGUACAUGUUGAAAGCAAUAUCAUUUUUGGGUGAUCUCUUUAACCACAAUCUGCUUACAUACUUUUUCAGUGACUCGCUAAAUUUAAACUGGUUUUGUACGUAGCAUCUAAAUCAAGUGUAAAGGAUGUGUUUCAGCAUGGGAAAUGCUUUUAGCAUUUCAUGUAUGCAGAAUUAAGUUCCAACACUAACUACAGUGUGUUGUAGGAAGCAAGAAGACAUCCAAAAAGAUUGUGUGCUUUUGAAGCAUUGUGGCUUUUUGAAAAGUAUUUAUAUAUAUAUAUAUAUGUAAUUCUUCUUUUUACUUCCUGCCUAUAAAUCAUGACCAAGCAAUGUAUUCCUAAAUUGUGCCAUAGGUGCUUUGUAAAUGUUUAGACCACCUAUUUCCUAUCACCUUGUUCCCUGCUCCCUCUUUUCCCAUCAUCUUGUAUUUAUUGCCAAUAAUACUCAAGAGACCCCAGUCCUGUUGAAUGGCUCUUUUUUUAUUUUUAUUUUUUAUUUUUUUUAUGAAUAACUUUUUUAAUUUUCCAAUCAAGUCUGUUGUUAUUCUGGUUGAGUGAAGAAGCGGUUCAGAUUUUAAAGGGUUAGUACACCCAAAAAUAUAAUUCUGUAUUCAUUUACUCACCCUCAUGUCAUUCCAAACCCAUAUGACUUAUUUUUAGGUGGAACACAAAAGGAUAUAUUCUAAAGAAUUCUGUGAACACUGGUUUUCUUACAGUAGCAGUUGAUGUUGACUCAUUUUAAAGCUUAAAAAGCACCCCAAAGUGUCAAUGUAGUCCAUGCGGCUAGUGCGUCAUAUUCCGUUUUCUGAAGGCAUAGGAUAUUUUCAGGUGAAAAACAAAACUGAAAUGUAAAAACCGAAUGAAAUUUCAAACUGAUCAUUCUUUAAAAUUCCUGUGUUCCUACAGAAGAAAGUUUAAUGUGUUUGGAAAGACAUGAGGGUGAGUAAAUUCUGAAAAAAAUCUUUUUUUUUUUUCUUUUUUUAAUGAAGUAUUCCAUUUAAAGCAUCAGUAGGUUGUAUCUUAGUAAUUACUUGAUCUUAGGAUUUCCACUGAUCAGAGAAUGAUCUCUGAGAUAGUUUCUGAUUAAAGCACCACCAGUGUAAUCUUUAUAUCCUGGCUGAACCAUCCCGGAAAUGAUGGGCCCUUGCGUUUGGACAAAGGGGCAUGAGUGAGUCUGAAUGCUGCCUUUGUAAGUAUGGAGGGUGAAACCAAAAACUACAGAGUGAAAACAUCCCAGUCUUGCUGAUCUCAGAGCUGAAAGACAAGGACUAGCCAGUCUAAAGGUUUGGUGAGAAAAGCGUUAUGUCUCUGAGUGAAACCUCCACCUCUUCCCGCAAACACACUGACGGGGAAUAAUCCCUGCUUUGUGUGCCUGUGGAAUUUGGCUCUGAUAAUGCAGCACUCAAUUAGACAGUCUUAGAGAACAGUGCAGGUCUCCCCUAGCAACGUUCCCUUUGUAUCAAGUGUGACUCCAUAAACAGCUUGAACUCUUAUUCCUGUUUUGGGAAGAGCUUCAUUAAUUUUUUCCAAGUGCUUGACGUAGAGAUUUUCCAUAAAGACGUACUGAAAAGGUGCAAUUGCAGUGCAAGGUAGCACUGUAUUGAUAUUUCUCAAUUGAUUUUUAUCUUGUUCUCCACAAUUUUAUGCAAUUAAUUUAGCUUGAGAAGCCACAGAUAUAAUUCAGACUUUUUAAAAAAAGACAAUUUAAGCCUUUAUGUUAUUUUGGCUUUUAUAAACUGUUUUUCAAGAAAUGUAAGAUAACAUUUUGAAAAUCAAACCCAUUGACUGUUUGAAUGUUUGCCAUGCUAAAUUUAUCCAAGAGUGAUACCAUGAUUUUUGUGUGUAAUAAAAUUGAAGUUGUGUACUGUGCACUUCAUUUACAAAGAAUUAAAGCCUAAAAUUACUUAAAUGUUAA